Molecule: messenger RNA, 726 nt
Organism: Serpula lacrymans var. lacrymans S7.9
Lineage: Eukaryota; Fungi; Basidiomycota; Agaricomycetes; Boletales; Serpulaceae
Exons: 2
Coding region: 1-726 (241 amino acids)
Source: RefSeq, a predicted model, not a curated record
AUGCCUAGCAACCCUUGGAGCAUGCAUGAACACCCACCAGCAACCUCUCCACUCCCAGACACCCUGGCAAACAGCACAUCUAAUCAGUCAGCCACAGUGAAACCAGAUGUGUCAGUCAAUCCAUCUGACACAUUAUCCCCACCUGAUCCAUCUGGCAUGUCGCCCCCACUUGAUCCAUCUGGCACGUUGCCUCCAACUGAUUUAUUGCAAGGUGAACCAAAAGAGGCUUUUAAUAUAUUCAGCGGCACAUUGGGUGCGUCUAUCCCUCUCGGUGACAGAGCGACACUCCCUUCUGGCAGUGUUCAUCCUACAGAGGGGCAAUUGGCACAGGCUGAUAGUGCGACGUGGGCCUCACACAAUCCCACUAGAAGGACAUUACCUGUUUGCCCUCCUCUGCGGCCACUUACUGAUGCUGCAAAGGCCUCGAGAAGAACUGUCGGUGAUAUACAAACCCUUCACAACUCCCUAAGAACUGGUGAGUGCCAUUGGGAGAAGCUCACAAGACUCCAACAAAUUGCCCAUAAACUCGACCUAGAGAGACGUCAAGAGGCUGGAGAAAUCGUUGGGAAACCACAAAAACAGCGCUCAGACGCUGGUACCAAGCGCAAGCAAGGAGGUUCCUUACAGGGUGGAAGAGGAGCUGCCCCAGCACAAAGAGGCCAUGGAGGGGUGCCGGGUCAAAGUGCGAUGAGCCGAGAGAUUGUUGAGAGCUCUGGGGAUGAGUAG